AUGAACUCGAUAGAUGAAUACUUCGAUGCCGCUUUAGCUUUGGUGAAAAUUUCUGGAAACCUUAUAACCGAACACGUAAAUGGCUGCAAAGUUUUUGAAAAGAAAUCUUCUGAUAUUGACCUGGUUACUGAAAUCGAUAAAAAAGUGGAGCAGACGCUCAUCGAAGGUUUGACAAAGAAGUUCCCUGGACAUAAAUUUAUAGGUGAAGAGUCCGUUGCUGACGGAGCUAAAUGUGAAUUGACGGAUUCUCCCACAUGGAUUAUAGACCCGGUAGAUGGAACGCUAAACUUUAUUCACGGAUUUCCUCACUGCUGCAUAUCAGUAGGCCUUGCUAUCAAUAAGGAAUGUGUUGCUGGUAUCAUUUAUAAUCCUAAUUUACAACAACUAUUCACAGCCAAAAAAGGUCAGGGAGCAUUUCUUAAUGACAGAAAAAUACAUGUUUCUAAUGUCACAGAGCUUCGCAAUGCGUUAGUGGCAUUUGAAUGUGGAACUAGUCGGGAUGCAGAUAAGUGUGCCGUAGUCUUUGAAAAUUAUAAGCAAAUAGUUGCGAAAGGCCAUGGGAUGAGGUCUCUUGGUUCGGCUGCACUGAAUAUGGCUAUGGUAGCUAUGGGCGGAGCUGAUGCUAACUUUGAAUUUGGCAUACAUGCAUGGGAUAUUGCUGCUGGUGAUAUUUUAGUCCGUGAAGCAGGAGGAGUCUGCUUAGAUCCUUCAGGAUCUCCAUUAGACCUGUUGUCUCGCAGAGUACUCUGUGCUAGUACACCUGAACUUGCCAAAGAGAUAUCGAAAACUAUAGUACAAUAUUAUCCUGAGAGAGAUUAA
This is a messenger RNA of Arctia plantaginis, 819 nucleotides long. NCBI's taxonomy places the organism in Eukaryota, Metazoa, Arthropoda, Insecta, Lepidoptera, Erebidae. The record is from the annotation of a GenBank genome assembly.